AUGGCGAAAUCCGACCAUCUCCGCCUCCUCAUCGCCGCCGCGGCCGUGGCCUUACUCUCCAUCGCCUCCGCCGCCGCCUCCGGAGAAGAAUUCCGCUGGAUCCUGGCGGAAAAUCCGGCGAUCUGCCGUGGAUCGAUUGGAGAGUGCAUGGCGGACGUCGCCGGCGAGUUCGAGAUGGAUUCCGAGAUCAGCCGGCGCGUCCUGGCCACGAGACGGACCUACAUAAGCUACGGCGCGUUGGUACCGAACCAAACCCCCUGCUCGCGGCGGGGAUCGUCGUACUACAACUGCCGGGCGGGCGCCCAAGCGAACGCCUAUCGGCGAUCGUGUUCCACCAUCACCAGGUGCCGGAGAUAA
This is a messenger RNA of Striga hermonthica, 357 nucleotides long. Lineage: Eukaryota; Viridiplantae; Streptophyta; Magnoliopsida; Lamiales; Orobanchaceae. The record is from the annotation of a GenBank genome assembly.